CAGAGUAGACACACUCACUGUCAACCCGUUGUGAAUUGUGGACCUUUUCACGACAUUCUGAAACCAACCGAACAUCCUGAGAAGAACAGUGUAUCGGAGAAAAAAAAAACGCCAAGAUGACGAAGCGAAAGCGAGAAGCGGAAACACCAGAUGUGGCUGUUGAUCACUACAAAAUCCUUGAGGUCGAGAAGAAUGCUAAAGAAGAGGAGCUGAGGAGAUCGUACAAGAGACUCGCCAUGAAAUGGCACCCCGACAAAAAUCUCACGAACAAGGAAGAGGCUGAAUCCAUGUUUAAAAAAGUAUCUGAAGCGUAUGAGGUGUUAAGUGAUUCCCACAAGAGGGCACUUUUUGAUUGUAGUCUAAUGGCUCGGGUGGCACCUGCUGCUCCUGCUGCCUCUUCCACCCAGAAACCUCUCCAAAAAGCUCCUCCAAUUGAGCGCAAGUUGUCUUGCACUCUUGAAGAAUUAUACACUGGAACCACCAAGAAGGUUAAUAUAUGGAGGAAGUUCGGUGAACUUGGUGGUAAGGAUGAGGGAGAGGUAUUGGUAGUGGAAGUGAAGCCUGGUUGGAAGAAUGGCACAAAGAUAAAGUAUUUGGAGAUGGGAAUUCGGGUGCCAAAUAUGAUACCAGCUGAUCUUGUUUUCAUCAUAGAAGAAGAACUUCACAGAGUUUAUACUAGAGUUGGAGCCGACCUUCUGGUGACCAAAACGAUAUCCCUUGUUGAAGCCUUGACAGGGUACACUGUGAAACUGGUUACCCUUGAUGGAAGAAACUUAACUGUGCCAAUCGACAAUGUUAUUCAUCCUGAAUAUGAAGAGAUUGUUGAAAAUGAAGGAUUGCCUCACCACAAGGAUCCAACAAAGAAGGGAAACUUGAGAAUAAGGUUCAAAAUCACAUUCCCACCCGAUCUCACUCUUCACCAGAAAGUCGAAAUGCGGAAAUUUUUGACAGACUGAAACGUUCGUGUUGAUGAUUCACAGAGCAACAACUCUUGCGGCUCCUUUUUAUCAAAAAAUGCAUCUUGGAUUAGCAUAAUCUUGACUGGGUCAAGUUUUUACUUCAAAUUUGAGGUUUUUUUAGGGAUUAAAAUUUUGUUUCUGUAUACUGCCUGUGUUGUAUGGUUCUUAGUCUGAGGUUGAGUCCUUGUUAAUCCAUGGAGUUUUGAACUCAGAAUAUUUUUGAGAGAACGUUUUAAAACUUUUCUUGAUUUGUUAAAGAUGUGUAUGUUGAGGAAGAA
Molecule: messenger RNA, 1237 nt
Organism: Vigna unguiculata (cowpea)
Lineage: Eukaryota; Viridiplantae; Streptophyta; Magnoliopsida; Fabales; Fabaceae
Cellular component (GO): cytosol
Molecular function (GO): protein-folding chaperone binding
Source: RefSeq, a predicted model, not a curated record